AUGACGAUGGUAGGCGUCCCGCAAGCUUGUUCCCAUUUAGGGACCCUCCAACGGGGGAAAUGGAUUCACGAGCAAGUGUUGCAGGCCAACAUGGAUAUCAGCAUCCAUUUGGGUGCAGCUCUGAUAACCAUGUACGCCCGGUGUGGUAGCAUCAACGAUGCACGGAGAACGUUCGACGGUAUGCCCGAAAGAGAUUUGCUCUGUUGGACAGCCAUCAUCUGUGGAUAUGGGAUGCAUGGUCUAACAAAAGACGCAGAGGUUCUUUUCAAUGAAAUUGUGGCAUCUGGAGUUAAGCCAGACGGCGUUGCUUUUUUGCAUGGUAGCAUGCUUGCUAUAGCUGGUAGACUAGACGAGGCCUUGGAGUUCAUCGGAAACAUGGACAUGAAGCAUGAUGCAGGGGUUGCUAGUAAUUAG
Messenger RNA from Zingiber officinale, 414 nucleotides. Its product is annotated as pentatricopeptide repeat-containing protein At2g42920, chloroplastic-like. Gene Ontology annotation, molecular function: protein binding; RNA binding. Lineage: Eukaryota; Viridiplantae; Streptophyta; Magnoliopsida; Zingiberales; Zingiberaceae. The record is from RefSeq and is a predicted model, not a curated record. Bases 1 to 414 code for a protein of 137 amino acids. Gene Ontology annotation, biological process: RNA modification. The transcript is spliced from 2 exons.